CAGUAUGUCAAGAUCACUCGAUCCGCCGUUGAUAUCGACCUUUCUCUAUCUCCCCGUUCUUCUCGUUUUCUCGCUUCGCUGAGAGAGGUGUGCUCCAAGUGUCGCUCGCAAAGUAGCGGCUGAUUCGUGUGUAGGAAGAGCUGGAGCGAGAAUCAAAGAGACAAGAGGGCUAGUUCAAGAGUAGUUCGAGAGUUGCACGGUAGACAGGCAGGCAGGCUGUCUUGUGCCUGCUUUCAUCUUUCUCGGUAAAGCGACGUCCUUUGAAACAUGCCGCGGAGUAGCUCGCGAACGGGGUGACGAGAGAGAUGGUUGUCUGAGAUUCAAAGUCAGGGAGAGCCGAGCUAGCUUUCCCUUUUGGGAAUAAGAAGAUUCGCGUGUUAGAUGGUUGUUACAGUGAAUACGUUAUUCUUCGCGGUAUAUUCUGAGAGUGGUACUGCUUGGAGCGCAUUGGUUUGCAUGCUUGCGUUUGAAUGAUAUAUAGAAGGAUGCAACCACGGGUGACAGUGGUUCUGGCCACGGUCUGGCUGACGGUGGCGGUUCUGGUAGGAGGAGCAGCAGUCACCCUCCGCCUCUCUCACGAUCAAUACUCCCCCGUGUCUCCACGCCGACACGCUAGGGUUCAACGGGACCGUACUGGAGUCUGGAGGGAUCACGAUCCAGUCCACGAUCAACCUCUCGACCUUUGGAUCGGCUCGCGAAGGUCGCUCUCCACAGAGGAAUCAGGAGCUCUAUCUCGCAAUGCCAAAUAUACCGAGCGAGAUUUUCAGCUUGAAGGUUUCUUGAAGGACACUGUCUCGUCAAAGCGAAUGUACCCCUUUUCAGGCUGGCAGAGGCGGUUACCGAAUAUCGCCGGCGCGGAAUUCGCGGCCGACAAAGUCGAUUACGGCUACGAGAUGCCGGAAACGCUUUCGCGCGAAGCAGAGGUAUCCCCUUCAGACCUUUUAGACGACCCCUUUGUGGCAGACGACACGUUUCAGGAUCAAGGCCCAGGAUCGAUGGAAAUAUACAAACUAGAUCUAUCCAAAGAGAAGACUCUACUGACCGCAACCACGCCCUCCAUAAAUUUACUGUUGAGAAAUAAGAGCAAAGCUCCGAAAAAGACGGGUCAUUUGAAUUCAAAGACAAAGACAACAGAAAUUAAGUCAAUAACAAGUGCGAACGUUAAUCACAAGCAAUCAAAUUUUUUCGAAGAACAACGAACCGAGACUCCUUUCAUCAACAAAGACGCCUUCGAUGUUGGUGGUGUGCCGGAGCUACAGGUUGGAUGCGAAGGUCUCGAAGCGUCGUUGUUGUCCCACAAGACGAAAAGAUCGAUAGAUGCGCCUGACAAGGAGAAGGGCGAGGUACCAGCUCCGUCCGUGUUGCUAAACGUGUCGCCGGUAUCCUUGGAUCUCGACGACGUUCUGUCAUACGAUGAAGAAGAAUAUGAGGAAAUGGACGAGCUUCUCAAACUCAAAAGACUGGAAACUACCACGAAAAGAAACAAGCCAAAUAGGGGAGAUAUGGAUGCCAGCCAUCUUAAUUCUGACCAUCUGGAUGAAUUUAGGCGACCAGAGAAGUUACCAGAACGAGGAGAUUUGGGUGGAUCCAUUCCAAUAAAUUCUAGUGAAUUAAUAACUAGUCAGAAGACCAAGCGAUCUCUGGCAGAUCUCGAAAUUAAGAAUUACGAGGAAGCCAAAUCAAAGCGAGAAACCAUUUUAUUGGACGGUGAUAACGGCGCCAGCAGGAGUCAUGGUCGGCAGUUGCUGUGGCUUGCCAAAGCAAAUACUGAGGGAUUUGCGGACGGUAGAAGCGAACGGAAGCGAACGAGACGGUCGAUCGAUUGGGGCUUCGGUGAGGAUGAAGGUGUCGUGUCCAGCGACGAGUUGCAGACCGUGAAUGAACGUCGCAGGCAGCACGAGAUGCAAUACCAUCAAGACACAUCUAGAAGACGUGACCAGCAUCAUGGAUUAAAUACUAACAUCGAUAAUGUUAGACAAGAGUACGAGAAAUUACUUGAACAAAAACGAAGAGAAGAAGAGUAUUUGCGACGAAUGCAACAGGCUAAUCAAAGACUGCCGAAUAGACGGGAGGAGUAUCGUAAGAGGAUGGACAUUACAACACAUCGUAUAGAUAACGAAGAUAUGCGACGGCAAAUGGAAGAAAGACGAAAGCAAGAAGCAGCGCAAAUGCAGGAGACAGACAGAAGAAACGAGCAAGAGCUAAGAAGACGAGAGGAAGAAGAACGAAGAUUACAAGAAGAAGAAAUUAAAAGAAAACUACAGAGCAAAUGGCAAGAGGAAAAUUUUAAAAAAUCGGGCUUUAAAACUUUCAUAAAAGAUGAUGAAAGGAAACGAAGACUUUACGAUGAAGAAAUGAAGAGACGAGAGGAAGAACAGCGAAGACAAUUGGAAGAAGAACAAGCAAGGAGACAGGAGCAAUACAGAUCGCAGCAAGAAGCUCAAAGAAAAAGGGAAGAAGAGGCAAGAAGGCGUCAAGAUUCAAUGAGAAAUCUUUCCGAAAAUGAUAGAAGAAGAUUAGAAGACCGUCGCAGAGAAUGGCUAGAGAAGAAGAGGCAAGGGGAUGAAGAUGAGAGAAGGCGACAGCAACCAUCGAAUUUAAUGCACGCGGAACAUUCAGUCAGUCAUCCGAACGAUAUCAGACAGCGCGAUCAAGAUGAGAUAAGACGACAGCAAGAAGAAAAACAGCGAGAACAGAAAUUGCGAGAAUAUAUUACACGAAAUCGACCUAUCAGUGCCAAUCAUGCCGAUCAAAGAUCGGAAGAAGAGAAACGACGCUAUAGACCCGAAGAACACCAAGAUCCGCGGAUGAAUGUGAGUAGAAAUGACGAAGAGUACCAUCGACGACUGGAGGAGCAGCGUAAAAGACAAGAAGAAGAGAGAAAACUACAGGAUUACAUCAGGAGAAACCAACCAGUGAAUGUGCCAUCGAGAGAUAAUCAAUCGACCACAGCCGAUCGUAACUGGUUCGAGGAGCGAAGACUGAUCGAGGAAGUCAGGCGUCGCGACAGAUAUCCCGAUCCAGGAGUGAGGAGAGACCAUGGACCGUCGGCGCCUACGUAUAUCGAUCCGCGAAGCUCACCAGAGGAAGUCAGACGGAGGCAACAAGAGACGGCGAGAAGGUUAGAGGAGGAUAGGCGGCAGAGGUACGAGGCGGAAGAGCGACGGAAGGAACUCGCCAGGCGACAGUGGGAGGAGGAAGAAGAGAGACGGUUACGGCAGCAACGGAUGCGAGAGGAGGCGGCCAGGCGAGAAGAGGAAACGAGGAGAGAGCAAUCUAGGAGGUACGAGGAGAACAGGAAGCAGCUGGAGGUAGCGAGGAUACAGGCCGAGAGAAGAAGGCAGGAGAUGUUGAAGCAACGAUCCAGGAACGAAAUUGGUAGGACGAAACAACCAGAAACUAGGCCGAUCUACCACCAGGAUCCUCGUCUUUUGGCAGAGCACAGAAGACGACAGGAUAGCCGGCCCAUUCCGAGUAAUUUGAUGCGAGUCGAAGAAGCCAGGCGAGCGGCGGCAGAGCGCGAAAGGCAAAGAUUGGAAGCCGAGAGACGACAACAGGAAGAGAGCAGAAUGAGAGAGCACAGACAGAAGGAGACCGAUCAGUGGAGACGACAAGAACUAGCCAGACUAAACUCUCUGCCGGUGAGCGCAAGGAUAAUAGUCCGUCCUGGUGGCUCCUCGCCGACGUCGCCCGUCUCGCCACCAGUGAUAUCGAGGGGCGGCUUCAACAACGAGAUCGAUUUUACAGGAAUCAACCCGCAUCGCGAAGGUGUACGAGUGGCACAAUUUCCUGUCCCUCCAACACCGAGACCACCUGCCCAGAGUCCUGCCCCAUGUGUUUGGGCAGUUGUUCACUGUUGUUCAUCCAAUAACAAUCGUCUCGUAAAGUGUUUCGAAUCGUUGGGCUGCCCCGGGAUUAAUUGGGAUCCUAACCCGUGUAGAGGGCCUGUUGCGGACGCUGCCAGAGCAGAAGUCCUGAAGUUCUAUGCUAACUCGUAAAACUAAUAACAUCAAUAAGAUUCAGCCUUUACUUUUCGAGAGACGAAUAUCAACUAGACAAGAAAAAAGAGGGAAAGACUUUUCAACACUGACGGAAAUCUCUCUCUCUCUCUCUCUCUCUCUCUCACACACACACACACACACGCGCGCGCGCGCGCGAAAAGUUUCAAGUUACUGUACUUCAAAUCAAUUUGUGCAUAUGUGACUUCUGCUGGAUCUGUAUAAAUAUUUGUGUCGCUCAUCGGAUAAAAGAGCUCAGUAAGUUGACUUAAAUAUUUGCAGAACGGAAGACUUUGAUAUACAUUUUUACUUGACACAAUAUUAGUAAUUUUAAUAACUCAAAAUUAAGCAA
Molecule: messenger RNA, 4350 nt
Organism: Trachymyrmex cornetzi
Lineage: Eukaryota; Metazoa; Arthropoda; Insecta; Hymenoptera; Formicidae
Product: trichohyalin
Exons: 5
Coding region: 471-3998 (1175 amino acids)
Source: RefSeq, a predicted model, not a curated record